This is a messenger RNA of Melampsora larici-populina 98AG31, 1012 nucleotides long. RefSeq lists its product as uncharacterized. The transcript has 2 exons. Lineage: Eukaryota; Fungi; Basidiomycota; Pucciniomycetes; Pucciniales; Melampsoraceae. The record is from RefSeq and is a predicted model, not a curated record. Bases 254 to 1012 code for a protein of 252 amino acids.
CUCACCAUGUCUUCUCAAUCUACCGCCUCUCCUCAGGAUCAACCCAAAUCGAAAAAGAAAAUCAAUCGAUCCUUGGCCAGUUGUUUGGCUUGUCGCUCAAACCAUACUCAAUGCGAUCGAGUUGAGCAUAUGCACUUCUACAGUUGAAACCCUACUUAAAUUUAAUUGUCACUUUGCUUAUCUUUGCCACAAAUUUUAUCACAGAUCAUACCAUGUGAAGCUUGCCAAAAGCGUAAGAGUGAAUGUAACUACCAUGGUGCAAGGCCUCCGUCAAUACCGUGAGCAAGAAGAGCAGUAUGUUCGAGAAUUGGAGCAGAGAAUCCGUGUACUUGAACAGGCUAAAACGCCCUCUCCUGUUAACAAAUCUACCACUCUGCCUGUUUCGAUUGACUUUGGUCUCGAUGAUCUCACCCACAAUCUAAGUCAAAUCACUUUGGGACCUCGCUUACGAGCUCCUAAGUCUGAAUCUCAACAUAAUUUGCAAACCGACAUAGAGAGACUCAUCGCGUACUCUAUAAGGAAUCGCCCCGCUGUCUUUUUCGCCGAAACCUCUUUCAAAAUGAGUUUGAUCCCCAACGGACCGCCCACGACAAUCGAAAGCUUGCGAAAAAGUCUACCGUCACCUGAAGAGCUCGCCGAAUUGGCGGUGUACUUUUUCUCUUACCGGAAUCCCUCAUUCCCUUCUAUCGAACCGUCAAGUUGGCCUGAUGCGGUACUCCUUUGCUAUGAUCUUCACAAUGCCAAUCAAAUUUCACCCGAAGACAUUCAUCGCUUUGCAGCAGUCCUCGCCGUGGCGGCUCAUGGACUCCUGCACAAAGCUAGAGGAAACAUCAAUGCAUGGCUCACCCCACAUGACCAACAACAGAUAGCUCGGGCCCAUCGCUGGUUUCAUCUUGCUCUUGGUGCGCUACAACUCGAAGAAGGCGCCAUUUUCACCCGUCCCACCGUUUGGGGCAUCCGCGCCAUGGCUCUCCUAGCUACUGCAGAAAUCUCGUACGAAAAGGUUUCAUGA